GGAUCUAGUGUGUGACAGAGCAUGGUUAGUAUCUUUUGCGCAACUGUUGUAUUUUAUAGGAUUUUUAAUCUCUGUUUUCAUUGGAGGUCAAUUAUCUGAUAAAUUUGGCAGGAAACCUAUGUUCUACUUGUGUUCAGCGUGGACAUUCACAUUCAGUAUGAUAAGUAUAUUUACUUCGUCUUUCUGGAUGUUUCUUGCAUGUCGAUUUUUACUUGCAUUUGGUAGGCCAACUUCGACACUAAUCGUGUAUGUACAUGUAACAGAAAUUGUUAAAAAAGAACACAGACUGAUGGUAGGAUUAAUGGGUAAACUAGGAUAUAUAAUGGGACAACUUAUUCUCCCUGGACUUGUUUGGAUUUUCAGAGAUUGGUUUUAUAUAGAAAUAAUAUGUGUUUUACCAUGUGUAAUCUGUCUUCCGUCGUGGUGGGUCACUUCGGAAUCUCCAAGGUGGCUUAUUACCCAAGGAAAAAUAAUUGAAGCCGAGAAAGUAAUGAGGAAAGCAAUAAAAAUAAAUAAACUCCAAAUUGAAAAUUUCGCUAAAAAAUUCAAGAAUAUAACUGAAAAAAUUGUGAAGGAAAGCGAAGAAAAAGGCAAACGAGUGACAUUUCUGAAUAUCAUGAAAAAUUCUCAUUUACGAAAAGUCAGUUUAAUAUUCUACAUAAUUUCAAUAACAAUUGUUCUCUCAUAUUAUGGAUUAUCAUUCUCAGCUUAUGAUAUUGGAAUAGACAUAUUAUUAUUCUUCUUCCUGGCUGCUGUAGUAGAAAUACCAGCUUCUGCCGUUUACUUUUNAUACCUGAUAUGUCUUUUAUCUGAAGACACUUCAAUUUAA
This is a messenger RNA of Centruroides sculpturatus (bark scorpion), 829 nucleotides long. Its product is annotated as solute carrier family 22 member 5-like. Lineage: Eukaryota; Metazoa; Arthropoda; Arachnida; Scorpiones; Buthidae. Bases 119 to 829 code for a protein of 236 amino acids. Gene Ontology annotation, biological process: transmembrane transport. The transcript has 6 exons. Gene Ontology annotation, cellular component: membrane. Gene Ontology annotation, molecular function: transmembrane transporter activity. The record is from RefSeq and is a predicted model, not a curated record.